This is a messenger RNA of Aspergillus fischeri NRRL 181, 2919 nucleotides long. Its product is annotated as alpha-glucosidase. Lineage: Eukaryota; Fungi; Ascomycota; Eurotiomycetes; Eurotiales; Aspergillaceae. The transcript has 5 exons. The coding region runs from base 1 to 2919 and encodes 972 amino acids. Gene Ontology annotation, biological process: carbohydrate metabolic process. Gene Ontology annotation, molecular function: hydrolase activity, hydrolyzing O-glycosyl compounds; carbohydrate binding. The record is from RefSeq and is a predicted model, not a curated record.
AUGGUCGGUCUCUCCAAGCAUAUGUGCAGCCUCUGGCUGGUUACUGUUGCUCAUUGCUUGACCCUUCCUACUGCGACCAAGACCUCCGCGAGUUCUCAGUACGCCAUUCCCUCUUCGGCCUCCAACGGCCAGAACGUGCUUGCCAACAUUGAGGAUCCCGAAGCUGUUGAUGCGCAAGGGGUCUGCCCGGGCUACAAGGCGUCGGGUGUCCGCCAAACCAGGUCCGGUCUAACUGCCACUCUCGAGCUGGCUGGGAAGGCAUGCAACGUUUACGGAACAGACUUGGAUCGUUUGAAUUUCACGGUUGAGUACCAGGCGGUCGAUCGCGUCAACGUUCAAAUUAUGCCGGCUAAUAUUGAUACCUCCAACUCCUCUUGGUAUAUUCUUCCGGAAAGCCUGGUUCCCAAGCCCAAAGCUGCGGGAGGUAUGUCACUGGGCAGCAGUGACCUAGAGAUUGCCUGGUCUAAUGAGCCCACUUUCAAUUUUAAAGUGACUCGGAUGGCAACCGGUGACGUGCUCUUUAACACUGAGGGCAGCGUCCUGGUGUUUGAGGAUCAAUUCCUGGAGUUCAAGUCCUCCCUACCGGAUGACUACAACCUCUACGGUCUGGGCGAGCACAUUACCAGUUUUAGACUGCACAACAACCUGACCUUGACCACCUACGCGGUGGAUAUUGGUGACCCCUUUAGUACGAACCUGUAUGGCGCCCAUCCCUUCUACCUUGAGACUCGAUACUAUGAAGUUGGCUCGGGUAACCGGACGUAUACCCCAGUCUCAAGCAGCACUACCGAUCGCUCCAAAAAGUACACUUCAUUCUCACACGGAGUGUACCUGUGGAACGCACAUGGGCAGGAGGUGAAGCUACAGCCAGACAGCCUGACUUGGCGCGCCAUCGGUGGCAGUAUUGAUCUCUACUUCUAUGCCAAUCCUUCUCAGGCUGCUGUAACCCAGAAUUAUCAGGUCAGCACCAUUGGAUUACCUGCCAUGCAACAAUACCCCACUCUUGGCUAUCAUCAGUCUCGCUGGGGAUAUCGUAAUUGGGCGGAGCUCGAAGAAGUUGUGGACAAUUUCGAGAAGUUCAAGAUUCCGUUGGAGACUAUCUGGGCUGAUAUCGACUAUAUGAACCAGUACCGCAACUUUGAAAACGACCAGAACACUUUCGGGUACAAAGAGGGUAGGAAAUUCUUGAACAAACUGCACAAGAGCGGCCGCCACUAUGUGCCUAUUCUCGAUACCGGUAUCUACGUGCCAAACUCUGAGAAUGCUUCCGAUGCUUAUGAUACCUAUAUCAGGGGUACAGCGGAUGAUGUCUGGCUCAAGAACCCGGACAGCAGUCUGUAUAUCGGCUCUGUGUGGCCUGGAUACACCGUUUUCACGGAUUUCCUUCAUCCCAAAGCGGUGGACUUUUGGGCUAACGAACUGGUCAAAUACCAUGAGAGGGUAGCCUUUGACGGCGUCUGGAUGGAUAUGAACGAGGCUUCUUCAUUCUGCGUGGGCAGCUGCGGGUCUAACCUCAGUACUCACAAUCCUGCCCAUCCCCCUUUCAAGCUACCCGGUGAUCCCGGAUAUCUUCUGUUCGACUAUCCUGAAGGAUUCAACAUCACAAACGCUACGGAAGCCGCCUCAGCAUCGGCAGCUGCUUCAAGCCAGGACGCGGCCAAUUCUGCUACUCAAGGCCCUGCCACGUCCACGGCGAUCACCUAUCUACGUACAACUCCUACUCCUGGUGUCCGCAAUAUCAACUACCCGCCUUACGCGAUAAAUAACGUCCAAUCCGGCCACGACCUGGCAGCCCAUGCCAUCUCCCCCAACGCCAGCCACGUCGAUGGAACUCUCGAAUACGACGUCCACAACCUGUACGGGCACCAAGUCAUCAACGCGACUUACCAAGGGCUCCUAGCCAUCAGUCCAAACAAACGCCCCUUCAUUAUCGGCCGCUCAACUUUCGCAGGCUCCGGCCAAUGGGCUGGCCACUGGGGCGGCGACAACUACGCCAAAUGGGCAUAUAUGUACUCAUCCAUCCCCCACGCCCUCUCCUUCUCGUUGUACGGAAUUCAUGAACUCUGCAACCGGUGGAUGCAGCUCUCCGCUUUUUUCCCGUUCUACCGCAACCACAACCGGCUGGCUGCUAUCCCGCAAGAACCAUACCGCUGGGCCUCGGUCAUCAAGGCCUCGCAAGACGCAAUGAAGAUCCGUUAUUCUAUUCUCCCGUAUAUGUACACGUUGAUGUAUCAGGCUCACGCCACGGGUUCGACGGUCAUGCGCGCUCUGGCAUGGGAGUUCCCAGAUGAUCCGUCUCUGUCGGCCGUGGAGACGCAGUUCCUGCUCGGUCCGGCCUUAAUGAUUAUUCCCGUUUUAGUGCCACAAGCGAAUGCAGUUAAGGGAGUCUUCCCUGGUCUGGCGCACGGCGAGAAGUGGUAUGACUGGUACACGCAGCGUGAGGUGCUUUAUGCCCAGCCGGGGAAGAACACGACCAUCCCGGCGCCGCUGGGGCAUAUCCCGGUAUUUGUUCGGGGCGGGCAUGUCAUUCCAAUGCAGAAGCCGGCGCUGACAACACGCGAGGCGAGGAAUACGCCAUGGUCUUUGCUGGUUGCGCUGGAUGACAAGGGGGAUGCGGCAGGCCAGCUUUACCUGGAUGAUGGGGAGAGUAUUAGUCCGGAGGAAACUCUUACUGUCAAUUUAGCUGCCUCGUCCGGUACGAAGCUGGUUGCAUCUGUCGCUGGUUGUUGGAAAGAACGGAAUAAUAUGGACAAGGUGACAGUUUUGGGCGUCAAGAAGGCGCCAUCGCAGAUCAGGUUCAAUGGCCAGAAGGUCAAAUCUGCUGUGUACAAUGCCACUUCUCAAGUCCUCUCAAUUCACGGUCUGCAUGAGAUGACCAGGAAGGGAGCAUGGGAGAAGGGAUGGGUGUUGGCAUGGUGA